AUUGGAAAAAUGAAACGGAGGAAGCAAGACGAAGGGCAGAGAGAAGGUUCAUGCAUGACUGAGGAUGACUCUGUGGACAUCGAGAACGAGAAUGGCAACCGCUUUGAAGAGUACGAAUGGUGUGGGCAGAAGAGGAUACGGGCUACUACCCUCCUGGAGGGAGGAUUUCGAGGUUCUGGAUUUAUCAUGUGCAGCGGCAAGGAGAAUCCAGACAGCGACGCUGACCUGGAUGUGGAUGGGGACGACACACUUGAAUACGGGAAACCACAGUACACAGAGGCAGACGUUAUCCCUUGCACUGGGGAAGAGCCAGGUGAAGCCAAAGAGAGGGAGGCGCUCCGAGGUGCUGUUUUAAAUGGUGGCACACCCAGUACUCGAAUAACACCGGAGUUUUCUAAAUGGGCCAGCGAUGAAAUGCCCUCAACAAGUAACGGUGAAAGCAGUAAACAGGAGACCAUGCAGAAGACCUGUAAGAACAGUGACAUUGAAAA
Molecule: messenger RNA, 491 nt
Organism: Pterocles gutturalis (yellow-throated sandgrouse)
Lineage: Eukaryota; Metazoa; Chordata; Aves; Pterocliformes; Pteroclidae
Gene: RNF220
Product: ring finger protein 220
Exons: 6
Biological process (GO): protein ubiquitination
Molecular function (GO): ubiquitin protein ligase activity
Source: RefSeq, a predicted model, not a curated record